CACUUGCUGUUACUGAUGUUGAAGUGUAUGACGUUGGAGAAAAAUCUUUCACUGUCCGAUGGAAUCGACCAAAAUCACUCUACGACAAUUUUCGUGUCGUUUUGUCUUCUGACGACAUAGAAGAUCGCAAAGAAUUUACCGAGAUGUCUUAUGUAAAAUUCACCGACCUCAUUCCUGGAGCAACAUACGAAUUGAAAAUAUUUGCCAUAUAUAAUGAAACCUCAAGUCAUGAAGUUACUGCGACUGCAACACUUUUUCCACUGGCACCAACAAACCUUGUGUCAACUGGUAGGACUUCGACGACUAUAUCUGUAAAGUGGAACAAAGCGAUUGGCAGAGCCGAUUCUUACCCGAUAGAAUGGACUCCCAUUGAUGGAGAAAUUUCAAUAAUCGAUGAAACAGCGACUCUGUCUGAUCUUAUUCCUGGUGUAACAUACGAUAUCAAAGUAUACGCAAAGAGUCAAAAUAACAUCAGAAGGUCUGAAGAGUCUGCUCAAGUAUCCAUAGAAACCGAGGAAGCUCUACCUGGAUCACCAAUAUUUCAAUCAAUAACAACAGUUGAUCCAACAUCCGUUGAUAUUUUUUGGUUGAAGACGCCCCAUCCAAACGGAAAAAUUCUGCAACACACUAUUAGAUAUAAACAAGUUUAUCCACAUUCGCAUGAAGAAUAUGCGUACAAGAAUUUCACAGCUACUGCUGAAAGUGGGAGAUUGGAAAGUCUGGACCCCGGUGCAUGGUAUGUAGUGCAUAUUCGUGCACAAAACUCAAAAGGACCCGGUGAUUGGACAAACGGUGAAUUUAUCAAGAAUUUACCAUCCCUACCAGGACCGGUAUAUAAUUUGACUGCCACUGCUGAAAAAUCACGGAGUCUUACAAUAACAUGGGAGACACCGGAACAACCAAAUGGGUAUAUAAUGCAAUACGAGUUAACUGUAAAAGACAAUAUGGACAAUGAAAUUGCUUCUGUGAUAUUUGAUCGAAAUUUGAGUGGAAAUCCGUUUGAGUGCUUCAAAGGACAACAACCAAUACCCAUAAAUUCGUUCUUACAAACACUGCCAACGAUCAAUGAUAGGCUGAUUACUGGAGAGAAAACCUUUGAAGCAAACUGUCCUGUAUCUUACAUGUUAGAGGACCUUGAAGCAUAUAGUUCUUAUCGAAUUUAUGUCGAAGCAUUCACAUCGAUUGGAAAAGGUAUCUCAGAGACGACAACGGGUAGAACACUUGAAGAAGCCCCAAGCGGUCCGCCACAAAAUAUUGUUGUGAAAAACGUUGGACCUACUUACCUAACGUUGGAGUGGAAUCCACCAGAUUUUCCAAACGGAGAAUUGACUUAUUCUGUUUCCUACUUUGAUCGGUCUGGGCUGGUCUUACGUACUACCACCAACUUAAGCUACUAUACCAUGGAAGAUCUUCGUCCUUAUGCUGUCUAUGCCAUUCAUUUGAUUGCUAAUACUAAAGCAGGCUCUUCAGAAUGGACCGAUUUCUUAUUGCUGAACACAACUCAGGAUGUUCCAAACAAGCCGGUUGAAUUGAGCGGUAAAGUGAUGAAUUCAAAGUCUGUUUAUUUGAGUUGGUAUCCACCAAGCGGUACACGAGGAAUAGUGACAAGUUAUCAAGUCGUCAUAUACGAUAUAGAUAAACAAAAGUCGUUGAGAACUGAUAUUGUGUACUCGAACGCUCGGAACAUAACAGAGCAACCAUCUUUAAGCCUGAACACAGGAGAAAAUGAGAACCUUCCACACUCAAGCGUCGUUCCUGAAGUCAUAGCUAAAAUUCAAGAACUCGAAAGCAAAAUAACUAUAGGAGUUAACGAAACAAUAAACUAUCUUGUGCAACAUUUGAACCCUUAUACCCUCUACGAGUUUCGAAUCAGUGCGGUAACUUCUGCUGGUCCGGGGAAUUAUUCAGCUACUCAGGUCAAAACAGCUGAAGACAAGCCUGGAUCGAAACCGACCAAUUUACGAUAUGAAAAUAUAUCAUCAACUUCUGUCAAUCUUACGUGGGCUGAACCAGAGAGUCCUAAUGGAGCAAUCGUGGCUUAUGAAGUUAUUUACAUUUCGGAGGAAAAAGAAUUGAGAUUCGAAGUUUUUGACACGACGUAUGCAAUAUUAAAGAAUAUGAAAAAAUAUUCUUUGUAUUCGGUAUUUGUCAAUUCAAGGACUUCAGCAGGACGAGGCCCACCGAGUGAAGAACUUGAAAUGCUUACUGAUGAAGAUGUUCCUGGAUCUCCACCUUUUAAUCUACGAUAUGUAAAUGUUACUCCAACUGUUGCAGAAGUUGAAUGGGACCCACCAUUAAUACCAAAUGGAGUCAUACAAUUUUAUACAGUUUAUUACAAAAAUGAAACCAAGGAAUAUUCUAGAAAAAGCAAUUCAACUGUUAUUUACUUGGAUGAUUUACGCGUGUACGGAGAGUACUGGGUUCAAAUCUCAGCGAGCACUCGAUAUGGAGAUGGAGGUCUUAGGAGUGAGCCAUUGUACGUUCAUACUGGUGAAGGGGAGCCGGGAUCACCUCCGCAUGAACUGGCGUAUAAAAAUAUGACGUCAUCAAGUGUUAUUCUGUCUUGGGAAAAACCUCUUGAACCAAACGGCAUAAUACAAUACUACGUCAUAAAGAUAUUGCACGACUCCUCUGAAGAAUACCUAAGACUUCAAACUGAAGGCGCUGAUACUGAAUUUGUGGUGGAAAAUCUGAAGCCAGAUAGUUCAUACACUGUUCUUGUACAUGCUCAUACAAAACAUGGCGACGGAGGGGUGGAAUCUGAUCCUUUGCAAAUACACACAAAAGAAGAUGCCCCUGGAUCACCACCCAAAAGCUUAUCAUAUAAAAACUUAUCUUCGACCUCUGUUGAAUUAUCGUGGAACGAGCCUGCUACACCGAAUGGACAAAUAGAAAAUUAUAUUAUUUAUUACAACGAUAAAAUACUUACUGUCACAGCAAGUGGAAGUUCGGUGAAAAUAAAUGUAGAUGACCUAGAACCGUAUACUACAUACGAGUUUAAUGUAUCUGCGAGUACAAAAGCCGGUGAAGGACCAACGACAUCUAUUACCGUGUACACUGAUGAAGACUCACCCACAUCAGCUCCACGAGACGUCACAUAUGUGCAGUUGUCGUCAACUGCAAUAACAUUGUCAUGGAAACCUCCCAGGAAACCAAACGGAAUUGUAACUGAAUAUUUGGUGGAAUAUUCAAUCGAGGAUAAUGUAUUCGAUUCUGUUACGUACGAAACAAAUGUUACCUUGUCGGAUCUACAAAAAUAUGCCACAUAUCUUGCCACAGUUACAGCGUUCACUCGAGUUGGACAAGGGCCGUCUAGUUCUCCGGUGAUAUUCCAGACGCUUGAAGACGCACCAAGUGAUCCACCGCGGAAUGUGACAGCAAUAUCUGAGGAAUCAACAUCAAUGUUUGUGUCUUGGGAACCACCAAUGCAACCAAACGGAAUCAUUCAGUUUUACACAGUUCUCAUUGGCGACGGGGAAAACAUACACAAGAAAAAGGUAAUUAAUGCUACUUCAACAGUUGUUGAGAAUUUGAAAAUAUAUACUUGGUAUAACGUUUACGUUACUGCAAGUACAGCGCUAGGUGACGGCGGUAAAAAGAGUGACGUCAUCAGAUCCAGAACAAAAGAAGGAGGAUUUUACAGAUAUCGAUUUCGUAGAGACGUACAUCGAAUCCCAGACACAUCGGUAAACAAUUUGGAAGCGUUGCCAGUAAAUUCAACGUCAGCUUCCAUUUCUUGGUCUCCACCUGAUCGUGUCACAGGCAUUCUUUCCUAUGUUGUUGCCGUUUACAAGAAGAAUGCUGACGACUCUCCAAUAUUUUAUACUGUGAUUCCUGAUAAUAAAGUUUUCAUCGACUAUUUAGAGCCAUACACAAAUUACAUGGUUAGCGUCACUCCUGUUGUAGAAAAUGUGAACGAAACUGGCCCAAUUGCAGAAGUACAAUUCCGAACUUUAGAAGAUCGACCAUGGUUACCAGUAGCAGAUUUAAAUGCAGUAAAUAUCACAAGUACUUCUGCUGUUUUAACCUGGAAAGCGACUGAAAAACCAAACGGAGUUGUGAUCUUUCAUAUUAUUGACGUACCAAAAGAAAAAGUCAAUUUUGAAAUACCAGCUGAAACACCAGAACCAACUUCAAGAUAUGAAUUCACUGUUAAAAAUUUGCUACCGCACACAUCAUACGUUGCAUUUGUGGCUCCUAAGACUAAAGUCGGAACAGGCCCAAAGGAAUCAAUUCAAUUCACAACAUCAGAAGGACUACCAGAAGAUUUUGCGACCAAUGUUGAAAUUGACACAAUCACCUCAAAUGAAGCAAGUAUAACUUGGAAACCUCCGUCAAAGCCAAAUGGACGAAUAGUAACAUAUAAAAUAGUGUAUUACGAACUUGCAGACGACAAUAAAGUAGAUCAUGAAACGGAAAAAUUUGUUAUUUUGCCAACACCCGAAACCCACUAUACACUUGAAAAUUUGCGAGCUUUCACGACGUAUAAGCUAAUUAUCUUCAGCGCUAACUCGGCUGGAAUUGGCCCAAUUCACAGUCUUCCGGAAUUUUUCACAACUCUUGAGGACGUGCCCGCUGCACCAAUACUCGAAUGUAAUCCCUUGAAUCAAAACAACAUCAUCUUGACUUGGGAACCUCCGAAUAAUCCAAAUGGAAAUAUACUUUCUUACAAAAUAAACUAUUAUCUGGAAGCAAAACCAUCAGAUAAAAUGAAUAACGUUACAAAUGGAGAUGAAGAUUCGUACAUUGCAACGGGAUUGCUUCCUUUUUCGUAUUACAUAUUUGAAUUACAAGCUGAAACGAAGCCAGGAAUUGGGGAACCAGCGUCAUGUCGUGUUAGAACUGGCGAAGGAUUUGCUGAUCCACCCAAAGCAAUCCAUACUACAAAUAAAACAAGCACAUCACUAUCAGUGAACUGGAUGGAGCCAGAUCAGUUCAAUGGUCAACUUUUGCAUUAUGCUGUUUUAUACCGACCGCCGCAUUACUGUUGGAAAAACUUGGGAUCGGUGGUAACAGUGUCUGACAGAGAGGUGUGCAAUUUGAAGUCGGCAGAAACAACAAAAACAAUAUUCUACCUGGAAAAUUACUCUAUAUAUACUGUCAGCGUGGCAGCUGUCACUGGUGCCGGUCUGGGCAAAGUUGGUCUUGAACGCACUUUUAAAACAUUAGUGGGAGCACCAUCAUACCCACCUCGUAAUGUCAAAGGUCAUGCAAUUUCUUCGACUGCAAUAAAUGUAACGUGGACAGAACCACUGGUGCUGGCUGGACCAACUACUUACCAAAUUGUUGUGAAACUUGGAGAAAAAACUAUAAAAGAAAGCGACGAAUAUCCGUCGGAAAUUUCAGAGGUCACAGUCGCUGAUUUGGACAAAGAUACCAGAUAUGCUGUGUCUGUAUCUGCAAUUACAUCUGCUGGGAAACUGAGCUCAGGCAACACAAUGAUUAGAACGGACGAAGACGCACCUUCUGAUCCCCCUGUCUUGUUGCGAGUGAAUACCACUGACGGUAACACAUCAACAGUACUCGUUGAAUUUCUGCCGCCCGGAGAUCCAAACGGAGCAAUUUACGAAUACAAUCUGCAAUACAAAAGUGAAAAAGCUAAUCAUAACAUGACAAUUCACAUUCUUGAUGCGGAUCUCCCUUAUACGGGAGAACCAGUUACUAACACAUCUCCACACUGGAUGAUUGUGACUGGUCUUCUCGGUGGCCGGAAUUAUUAUUUCCGAAUGAAUUCUGCGACUCAAGAAGGAACUGGACCGUGGUCUGACUGGUCUGGCCCGAUUCUUCUACCCGUAAACUCACCACCGGUUCCCAACGUUACUCUAGUGAUUACAUCAUUUGGGGAGAAAAAUAAAGCCUCUUCGUCAAAGCUACUUGUUGAUAUUUGUGGAGUGUUUUCGGAUGAAAAUGGACCUUUAGAAAACAUCACUAUAAUUGUUGCCGAAGAUGAAGGCAAAAUAGACAAAGAUCCAACACAUUGGUUUGAAGCUUACUAUAUGAAACCGUCUCCUCCCUAUAUGGUUAGAGCCACCAGCAAUCCUGUUGAGUUUUGUAGUCCUGAUGGUCAAAUCUCGAAGUCAACCAGAAAACGACGUUCGAUAGCCGAGGCUCCAAAAUUUGUGUUAGGUAAUGAUCAAACUUGUGAAACAACGAAGAAACCGUAUUGUAACGGUCCACUGAAAUCCAACACACCACUCAAACUAAGAGGCACGACCACAAAUGGAGAAUAUACAGAAACAGAGUUUUCCGAUCCCGUUCGUACUCGUUCAUCAUUUCUGGAAGCAAAUAUGUAUCUGAUUGUUGGACUUGUCGUUGGAAUAGUAGUUUUUGUUCUAUUUGUAAUCAUACUGGUUUGUGUGAUAAGGAAAAGAUUGACCCAGCAAAGUCUGAACGAAUCUCAAAGAAGUGAUCGAUCAUCAGGAUCAUUAAAUAAACGAGCAACUUCAUCUUUACCUGCUUCUCCUCACAAUAUGUCCUUCGUGAUGGAACCGACCAAUGUCAAAAGAAAGAAGUCAAUAACACGGCCAGUGUCGAAAGCACACUUUCCCAAUCACGUGACAAGAAUGUCUGCUCACAAUGAUAAAGGAUUUGCCUCAGAAUUUGAAGAAAUUGAAUCGGUCACACCGUUUGGACCAAAAACCAUUGGCAGUCAGGCGUGUAACAAAUCGAAGAAUAGAUUUGCUGAGAUUAUACCAUACGAUCAUUACAGAGUGAAAAUUGAAAAUCUGGGAUCGACAGAAAGUUCUGGAUACAUCAACGCAAGUUAUAUUCCCGGUUCAAGUACACCGGAACAAUACAUUGCUACUCAGUCACCACUGGGACAUACCAAGAAUGAUUUGUGGAGAAUGAUCUGGGAAACAGGAGCAAAAAGAAUAAUAAUGCUUGGAAAUGUGGAUCUCGAAGGAAACGAUCAUUGUACAAAGUACUGGCCGAAUACUUCGCAGACAACAUAUUAUGGCAACUUGUCUGUACAGUCGUUGCAUGAAGAAAGACAGCCCGAAUGGACGAUCAGAAACUUUACAAUUUCAAAGAGAGACAAAAGACGACAAUUGACCCAAUAUCACUUCACAAUGUGGCCAGUAAGAGGAGUGCCAGACAAUCCCCAACCGCUCGUGAGGUUUCUGCAAACGUUUCGUAUGGGGAAGCCAGUGGGUGAUAGCCCUACAGUCGUCAUGUGCAGUACUGGAUCCGGCCGCACAGCGGUAUUCAUUGCAUUGGACAUCAUAAUGGACACUAUCGACAAAGAAAUCAACAUCGAUCCGUGUGGAGUUGUAGCUGAUCUCAGAAAUUAUCGUCCAUAUAUGAUUCAAACGGCUGCUGAAUACUCAUUUCUGCAUCGUUGUCUGGCGUACGUUUUGACAAGCGUAUCUUCGGAAAAGUCUUCUGUGAGAUCUCCCACUGGUGACGGAGAAGAAACCACAAUGUUUUGAUUUGCGCCAAAAUUUUCAAAGUCUGCAUUCGUGUCAGGGUCCCAAUUUGUGUAAAACAGAUUUCAGGUGAUGGAUAUGAUAUGAUGAUAUGAUGGAUAAAAAUCUUACUUUCGGAACAUUGCCGCUUUACUUCGGGAUUUCACAUAUUUGUACAUAUUCGAAAAUUUGAUGGCUCUUUGCACACGUAGUAGUUAGAAUGCUUGCAUAAACUGCCUAAGAUGAUUUUCUAAUGAAUUUUUUUUAUUUUUAGAUUUUUGAAUAAAAGUAGAAUGAAUGUACACUGUACAGUAUCAAUUUUUGCUCAUCCAUAUUCAUUUUAUUUUGAGUAUCUUUCAGAAAAUGCCUGGAAUGAAACAUACAUUGUACAGGUGUAUUGAAAGAUUUAAAUUUUACUGUAAAACUGUAUAGAAACUCACUGUUUUUUACACAGUCAAAUUUUCUUCACGGUACUCGUAUGAUCAAUCCAUUUUCACCUAUUAUGAUUUAUUGAUUGUAACAGUCUAGACGUAAAAAUAGUAUAAUACGGAUUUCAACUGUUAUCAAAUAUAUUCGAAACCGGGCCCACGUUCAUUCAAUGCGCGAUUGUUGUCUACCCUUGCAGUAAAAAUAAUGCAGAUGUUUAGUUUUCAUUUGCAAUUGUUAUGAACUAUAUAUACAGUACGUUAUACUGUAAUAAGGAGGCUAGUCCGUUUAUUGCGUUUACUUACUAAUGCGUUUACUUACACAUAUUUGGCUGAAAUCUUGUAGCGUCGUAAAGAUUUCACUAUGAAACUCGACGUGUUAUAACUCACAGACGCAUCUAACGUAGAGCAUAUUAUAUUCUCUCACAUUCAUUAAGUCAUCUGUAGCUGAAAAGAAAACAUUUUGUUUCAAUUUGAUGUGCUGGGAGAGAAAAAUAACUUUCAGUGUUUGUAAGAAAUAACUAAAUUUUUCACCACUCAUUUUAGAAAUAUAUAUAUUCCAAUGUAACACCGUGGUGCUUUUAUUUGAGAAACUUUUACUGAAUAGCAGAAAAUGUGGUAGAAUUAGUGCUCUACUUUAAUGACAAUUUAAAA
Messenger RNA from Styela clava, 8485 nucleotides. The record is from RefSeq and is a predicted model, not a curated record. Lineage: Eukaryota; Metazoa; Chordata; Ascidiacea; Stolidobranchia; Styelidae.